Alternaria alternata is the source of this 1407-nucleotide messenger RNA. Its product is annotated as SET domain-containing protein RMS1. Gene Ontology annotation, molecular function: protein binding; protein-lysine N-methyltransferase activity. Gene Ontology annotation, cellular component: nucleus. Bases 1 to 1407 code for a protein of 468 amino acids. Gene Ontology annotation, biological process: peptidyl-lysine monomethylation. The record is from RefSeq and is a predicted model, not a curated record. The transcript has 3 exons. Lineage: Eukaryota; Fungi; Ascomycota; Dothideomycetes; Pleosporales; Pleosporaceae.
AUGGAUGACUUCAAUGGCGCGACCGACCGCUUCUUGGCGUGGUUCAAGGCUGGCGGAGGUGUCUUUCGCGACGACUUGCUUGAGAUACAGGAUCUAAGAGCCAAGGACGCAGGUCGAGGAAUAGUCGCAAAACAAGACAUACCAGAAGACACAACGUUAUUCACUAUACCUAGAGAUUUAAUCAUUAGUGUGAACACAUCGCAACUACCUACCAGACUACCCAAGGUCUUCGAUACGUUGACAGAUGGCGAAGCCAAUGAUGAGAACGAACCAUUGGAUUCAUGGACUUCUCUGAUAUUGGUCAUGAUAUACGAGUAUCUACAAGGCGAUGCGUCACGCUGGAAGCCAUACAUGGAUGUACUGCCGACAACUUUCGACACACCCAUCUUCUGGUCCGACUCGGAAAUCAAGGAGCUCCAAAACACCUGUCUAUCAACGGAGAAGAUUGGAAAGCAACAAAGUGAUGAGAUGCUGCGAUCACAAGUCGUGCCAGUCGUUCAGCAGAACCCCAAAGUAUUCUAUCCUGAUGGAGCCCGUGAAUUGGGCGAGGAAGAGUUGCUUGCUCUUGCACACCGUAUGGGUAGCACGAUCAUGUCGUACGCGUUCGAUCUUGCCAAUGAGCACGAAGAGGAAGACGAGGAAGAAGACGGUUGGGUUGAAGAUCGAGAAGGUACCACGCCGCUUGGUAUGGUACCCAUGGCGGACAUACUCAACGCUAAUGCCGAGUUCAAUGCACAUGUGAACCACGGUGACAGCCUUGAAGUCACAUCGCUCCGUUCAACACUGCCAGCUGGCUCGGAAGUACUCAAUUACUAUGGUCCGUUGCCGACAUCAGAGCUACUACGUCGCUAUGGAUACGUGACACCCGAACACCACCGAUACGACGUAGUUGAGUUACCAUGGAGCCUUGUUCGCGAAGCGCUCAUCCAGGAGCUCGGUCUGUCGAACGAGAUAGUUGCAAAGACCGAGGCCAAGCUCGAAGAGGACGAAGAGCUAGAGGAAUACUUCAUUAUCGAGCGAGAUUCCGGCGAACCGAAUUCGGAAGGGCAGCUCACAUAUACAGCUCAACUCCGCGACAUUUCGCAGGAGCUUGAGGAACAAUUCAAGGCUGUGCUCAAGGCUCUCAAGAAGAGCAAUCCCGAGCUCAUCGCGGAGAAGCGGAAGCGCGAGGAUAUAUUCAACACCGUUGUGACCAAGGCGCUCGCCGCUAAGCUGGCGCAAUAUCCGACAUCAAUAGAGGACGACGAGAAGCUGUUGAAGAUAGGAAGCUUGGAAAAGAGACAUCGGAUGACCAUCGAGGUCAGGCUUGGUGAGAAGAGGCUGCUGCAUGAGGCGCUGGCUUUAUUACAGGGUGGUCAAGAUAAAGUUGAGGGACAGACAGGAAAGAAGGCGAAUCGCAAGGAGUGA